GAGAAUAAAAAGAGACCGGAUGUUGACAAAUUUCUUGUCACUGUUCUUGGAAGGUCGUUUGUUCGUGUGAAGAUUUCUUAUCUGGGAUCUCUCUCUCUCUAUCCCCUUCUUCUUUCAGGGACUGGCCCCAGCAGAUCGAAAUCUCCAUCUUUUCGUCGACCUGAUGACGAUCUAAGCUCCUUCAAUGGCGUUACAGACAUACCCACUUCGUUCCCUUCACCCGUUGGGGUCCUCUGCUUUGCGUUCUGGUUCAGGGGAUUCUUCUGGUUUCUCCGGUUCAUGUUUUGCGUCGUUUAUGUCGGGAGUGCGAGUCCAAGGCUGUCAAUUUUCAUGCAGCGAUUUUGGUAUCUGCCAGGUUGUCGGGUAAUCGAGAUUUUGCUGAAUCUGUGGCGGAUUUUUGAAGAGGGCUGAUAGAGGAUGUUGGUCUGAGGUAUGGGAACAAAAGUACAGUGUAAAAGCUACUUGCCAGGAUAUUACUCCAUGAGGGAUCUUAACGAGGAUGCUAACAGUGGUAGCUGGCCCCUAUAUUAUGAGGAUAAAAAUUUGAGAAGUGGGCAGCACUACAAUAGUUUCUUGCCAAGACCUACUACAGAUGGAUAUUUGGGCUAUGACAAGGAAGUACUAAAGCAGACAAUGCUUAUGCAUGAAUCUAUAUUCAGGAAGCAGGUCCAUGAACUUCAUCGUCUUUAUAGAAUACAAAGAGACUUGAUGGAUGAACUUAAAAUGAAAACAUUGCAUAAGUAUAUAUUACCAGCGGAGACCACACAGUCAUGUCUCUUUUCAUCUCAAAUGUCAUCUGAAGAUUCUCAGAAGAUGUGGCACAUCUCCAGCUUGCCUUUGGUGAAUUCUGCCUGUAGUAGAGCAUCAGUGUCUGGUACUGACAAAAUGCAACCGCCUUUUAGUUUUUGUAAAGACAACAACAUGCAAGUUGAUCUUGCUCCAACCCAAAAUGGGGAUAGUUCAAAAGAUUGCAAGUUGUUGGAGUCUAAAUCCAAGAAAUUUCCAAGAAAGGUGUUUGACCUUCAACUUCCAGCUGAUGAAUACAUUGACAGUGAAGGAGAGACACUGGAAGAAGAAAAGGUUUCUGAAAUUUCUGUGGUGGCAAAUUAUACUCAGAGAAACUCUGGCAUUGCACCUGACCGUGAUGUAAAUCUGUCUCUUGGAAGCAGUAGGAACCAUAGUAGUCAAGGGGAGUCUUCAAGAUCUGAAUCAAGCUUACGAAGCAAACACCAUGGUUUGGCAGAUUUGAAUGAACCCAUCCAGGUUGAGGAAGUAACAGAUUCAGCUCCUGUUGAUUUUCUGCACCCUGUCAACUGCCACAAGGAGAUUAAAGGUCAGAAUUUGCCCACUGUGCCAAAUUCAGGCUUGAAAGGUUCACCUAGGGAUUUUUUCAAAGAUACACAGAAGGGAAGGAGCAAUGAAACUUCUUCAAACAUUCAAAAUCAAGAAAAUGAGGGAAGAAAACGGGAAUGGCUAUCUUACAACCUUGAAGCUGGGCAAAGUAAUAGCAACCUGAAGCCUUUACCUCAAGGUGUCCAUUCAGAAAAUUUACUGGCAUCAUCCGCACCAAUUCAAGUUGAGCUUAAGAAAGCUCAUGAAUUUCCACGGUUUCUUAUAUCGGAUCACGAUAAGAAAGAACCAUGGAGAGAAAAAGCAAUUUGUAGUUUAGGAAUCUCUGAUAAAGAUCAAAAUCUACCCAAUUUUAACAAUCCAUAUCCAGUUGUUUCUCAGUCUGAUAUGGCCAAUUUUGGAGUACCUUCAGCUUCAUCUUGGAGAAGACCAAUGUGUAGCUUGAGUCAGAAGAAUCCGAUAGCAGUUGAAGCACUCCCAUGUGUCAACCCAUUUGCUCCUUUGAGUAACAAUUCCAAAUCGUCACUUGAAGGCUCUGGGGUUAUUGAAGACAAAUGGCAUCUUAAUGGCAAUUUGAGAUUGAACCCAAAUUUUGGAAGUGAGAUAUCCCAUAAAAGAAAUGGCUUUUGCCAUGGAUCCCAGUUGGAGUCCAAGCCAUUACAGGUUUGUUCCCCUUCAGUUGGCUUUGAUUAUCUGAACUGCAGUAAUGAGAAGGCAUUAACUUCUGAAAACUUUGAAGACCAUGGUUCUGUGAAGCGUUACAAGGGUUCAGACUUCGUUGAUGUUAAGACUGCAAAGGAUAGGAAUUUGAAUAUGGUGCUUCCAAGUGGCUUCAACGAUACAGUGGUUCCCCAGCGAGAUCUUGUGAUUAUAGAUGGAGAAAGGAAGCAUGAAGAUCCUUCAGCUGUCUUGCCUUGGCUUAGAGGAAAACCAGCUUGCAAUGACAUGACCCCCAAAGCAAGGGGAAAUUCAGAGAGAAUGGGAUUGGAUUUCUUACAAGUCAAUCAUCAACACUUUUCUGACAAAGUUGAAGCAGGAAAUGGUCCCAGUCUGCAUUAUGUACAUGAUACUGAGCCUAAGAGUGUUAAGGUGGCUGACAGACUCGGUGAUAAAAAGAUACUUGGUGUUCCCAUUUUUGAAAAGCCAUGUGCUUCCAACAACCAUUCUUCUUUUCAGUUGUCCCCUGCCAGGAUUAACCAUUACCCAUCUAGAGUUGAAGACGUUGAGAAUAAUGGAAAAGCAACGGUACUUCAUAUUGACUUGUCUUGUGAUCCUAUAUUGCCUAAUUUAGGGGAUCAUUUUGCCACACAGAAUCUGAUGGUAGAGAAGGGAUCUAAUAACACCCUGGCUGCUUCUAGAAAUCACAUUAAUUUGAACUCAUGUGCAGAUGAGGAUGACAGUUCAUCAGUAGUCUAUUUCCAAAGUGAAGCGAAGAAAAAUACAACUGGGAUAGAUUUAGAGGUUCCGGCAGUUCCUGAAACUGAGGAAGGUAUUCCUACUGGGGACGAGUUUCUGGAAAACCAACUUGAGAAACCUGUUCAAUCAUCAGAACAUGAGGAUGGAGACCCACAUGGGGAGCUUAUCAGGACUGCUGCAGAAGUUUUAGUUGCCAUCUCAUCAUCCAGCGUUAAUAAGCAUUUAGAGAAUGACAAUUGUCAUCCAUCAGGAACUUCAAUGAUGGAGACACUCCACUGGUUUGCAGAUAUAGUUUCUUCUAACAUGGAUGAUCUCCAGAAUGAGGUUGACUUAGCCUUGAGGUCUAAGGAUAGGUCUAACCAGGAGUCAUCUUCCUCAGAUGAGAGUGAUUACUUUGAAACCAUGACAUUACAAUUGACGGAGCUCAAGGUGGAAGAACGCUGGUGUAAGCCACCAGAGAUUCUAAAAGUGGAAGAAACAGGUUCUGCCACUUCAUUGCUAAGUCGGCCUAGGAAGGGCCAAGGAAGAAGGGGAAGGCAGCGGAGGGACUUUCAAAGGGAUAUCCUACCAGGUCUUGCUUCUUUGUCAAGACAUGAGGUCACUGAAGACCUUCAGACUAUUGGAGGGCUGAUGAAAGCUACAGGCUGUCCCUGGGAGACGGGGCUGGCAAAGAGGAAUGCUGGUAGAGGUGGAUGGCCAAGGGGAAGGAGGCGGUCAAGGGGCCCUACUCCAACCAUGGCAGCAAGCAUACCCUGCUCUCCGCCAGAGCAACAACCCAGUAAUAGUGAACUCGGACUAGAGGACAGAAGCCUAACAGGAUGGGGAAAGACAACUAGACGGCCCCGGCGCCAGAGAUGUCCAGCUGGUAACCUUCCUCCUCUUCCUGUUGCCUUAGUAUAGAGAGGCACUGUAUAAUGAUUUGAAAAUGUCAUGGGGAAGGGAGGGUAUUGAGGAAACAGAAGUUGUUUCAAUGGCUUAGGAGUGAGUGAAUUGUGAGUUCCAGGAAUUGCCUUUGUACAUGUCUUAACCUGAAAUUCGGGUGCCUUUGAUUUUCUGUGUUUGAGGUUUACCAACUUUGUAUAAUUCAUAAAUAAUGUUGCAUUGCUUCUGAGAUAUACAGCAUUCUCAAUCUCGUUGGUUUGGGUAUUGGGUGUUAA
This is a messenger RNA of Nelumbo nucifera (sacred lotus), 3923 nucleotides long. Its product is annotated as T-box transcription factor, putative (DUF863). NCBI's taxonomy places the organism in Eukaryota, Viridiplantae, Streptophyta, Magnoliopsida, Proteales, Nelumbonaceae. The record is from RefSeq and is a predicted model, not a curated record.